AUGUCGGAUAUGCUGGAGGCACCACCAGGCACAUUUUCACAUACAGGGGGCCACAGCACGGAUGUCUUUCUCACUGCGAUCCUUCUCCCCAUUUUCUCCAUCCCUAUUGUCGUGGUGCGGCUUUGGACAAGUAAAUUUAUUGUCAGGAGAUGGCACCCAGAUGAUAAGGCUCGUCUUGGUGCUGGCGAUCAUCUCUUCAAUUUUUCUCCAUCAAAUUUGGAGCUGCUCCUUAAUGUAGGCAGAUGGGUUGGUGUCCCGCUUUACAACUUGACUACGGUCUUUAUCAAAGCGAGCAUUCUUAUGUUCUACCAGCGAUUCACCGCAAACCGUGCUCUCAAGAUCACUACCUACGCCGUUCUCGCGGUAGUCGUAGCGUACAGCUUGGUGAACAUCAUCGCCAGCUUUGCGCUAGAUUGCUCUGAUCCAGAAAAGUGUGAUCGGCUCUUUGUGGCCUACAUCGUCUGCGCGGCGCUGAAUGUGGCGACCGAUGUCGCAAUUCUACUACUUCCCUCAACUUUGUGCAAGUGCAAGAAGGGUGGUGGCAACAGCGAUGACGACGACGACGACGACGACGACUGUAGCCCUGCCGGCACCCUGACAGCCCCAUCGAUCCUCGCCGGACUUGUCGUUCUGGUCUCUUAUUCUUUCUAUAAAAAU
This is a messenger RNA of Clonostachys rhizophaga, 657 nucleotides long. Lineage: Eukaryota; Fungi; Ascomycota; Sordariomycetes; Hypocreales; Bionectriaceae. The record is from the annotation of a GenBank genome assembly.